ACAUAAGAUGAUAGGACAUUGAAUGUCAACGUGCACUUUAUCCACCAUGACAAUUCUGUAUUCAUAACAAAUCUGCUCAUAAAUAAAACUAAGGUACUGUGACAGAUUGCCAGCAAAGUUCCAAAAAUGGAAAAUGCCAAAAAACAGUGUGAACAUGAAUAUGAUACGCCAGUGUGUGUGCAGUGUAUCUUGUCCAGCAAUUGGAGAGAUUCCCAGCUAGAACUUUUGUCGGAUAUAUGUGACUCACUUGGUGGCUCCAAAAAGGAGAAAAUACGUGCAGAUUUGUUAGAUUUAGAGGAAAACAUCGGGCCUGAGUAUGAUUCAAAUCUAGGUGAAGUUGAAGCUUUGCUUUCCAAAGUCAUCAAACAGCACAAAGAUAGGAAGAAUGUUAUCUUAGAUUUAGGGGAUGAAUUACAUAAGGUUGUUGACCUUGUCGUCAACAAAUAUCUGUCCGAAGCAGGAAAGAUGGAAAAGGAAGAUGUAGAUUUUGUACAAUCAAUAAAAUCGAAAUUCAAGUUGUCAACGUCAGAAAUAAAAGCAGCAAUAAAGGAGUGUCGUGAAUUUCUAGCUACAGAUAACAAUAAAAAAUUGGCGAAAUAUAAAUCGAAGAAUAAUAAAUUCAAGAAUAUGCCCACAAGAUAUGAGCUGUCUGUCAGUAGGUUCCAUCCACACCACCUCACUGAAGAAAGAUUGUGUCAAAUAGUUGGAUCUCUACAAUCGUCUGUCAGGAAGGAAAUAAAGGCUCUGGAAAACAAGGCUUCUGAUGCGGAACUCAGCUUAAUUUCCAGCACAGACGUCCAUAGCCCUGCUGAAACAAUGCCGAAAGUCAGUAACGAAAGAAGCGAGCAAAAGAAAUCAAAGGCUGAUAGGCUAACAGAGCUUAAUGACUUAAUGGAUUCCAUUUCGCAGGCCACAAAAGACAUGGCUCCCAUGGACACGAGCCCAAAGGUAACAAAAAAGCUUUCUAUUCCUAAAGAAUUCAGCUCAAAAAUCCCAACCAGUCAAAAGGGACAAAAGGACAUUCGCUCAAAAACUGCAACGGAGGUAGAGUGCCCUUUGGAAUCCAAAAUGAAACCGACUUUGAACUUGAAUGGUCACAUCGAAUCCAAGUCAGAGCCUUCAGAUCGGCCAAGCAGUCCUGUGGUCUCUAGCUUACCAACAGCCACAGAUCAUAACGGCCACAUGAAAGAGGAAUCAGACCACAAAACCAAAUCAGAGAUAACCGUUUCUAUUGAAAAGAGUCUGGAGAUAGAUGUUCCUACUGCAUCGACUUUGAAACCAUCUAAAGCUCCCAAUUGUGAGACUGAUCCAAAAGUAAAAAAGGAACAAGGGAGUCCUGGAGAAUCCCCAAAAGUUACAACAGAAAUUAAUGUCCCUUUGAAUUUCCACUCAAAAGCGACAGCAGAACUCGCCAAAGAAAGUCCUGUGAAUUUUAACUUGACAGAAAAGCUAAACGAUUUGACAAGUACGAGCCAAAGUGCCAAAAAAGAGGUCAAAACGUCAGUAGAAUCAAGCUCAGAAGUAAGAUCAGAUCUCGUGAGUUUUGCAGAAUCUACAUCAAAUGCUACCAAAAUUACUAGUACCCUGUCGGAAAUAGAAUCAAAACCAAGGGGUGUGCGUAGCGACUCUCUUGACGCAAGUGGAAUAUUUGCUAAUGUACCCAAAGUGAUAGAUAUCUAUGAAACAGGAUAUACUUACACCUAUAAAAUCGCUUGUGCCAGGAGUACAAAUCAAAUUUUCAUCUGUGGCAAUAACAAAGUCAUAAAACAGAUGACCUCUGGGGGUAAAUUCGUAGAGAAAGCUACCAUUGAAUCUGGAAAUCAACCCUUUGACCUGACACUCACAAGAGAUGCCCAGCUUAUCUUCAGUGAUCAUAAUGGAAAAUGCAUCAACUUGGUAAAGAAUAAUGGCAGAAUAGAGAGCUUGAUCAAAUUGCAAAAAUGGUUUCCAAUGGCCAUUUGCAGCACAUCCGUUGAUGACCUGCUAGUUACAAUGGAAUCGCAGGAUCUUGCCACCUGCAAGGUAGUACGCUACAGUGGAUCAACGGUCAAACAAGAAAUUCAGUACGAUGUCAGGGGCGAGAAGCUGUACUGCCGAGCUGACUUCAUCGAUGAAAACAAAAACCUUGAUGUUGUCGUAUCUGACUUAGGAGCACGACGUAUCGUUGUGGUUGACAAGUACGGCAUUUUUAAGUUCAAUUACACUGGAAACCUCCAGCCAGAGAGGUACAAGAGCUUUGGCUGCUCGGGCGUUACCACAGACAGCAAAAGCAAUAUCAUUGUUGCAGACGAAUAUAACGAUGUGUUGCAUGUUAUUGACCAGAAUGGACAAUUUCUCAUGUAUAUAGACAAUUGUAAAUUACAGCGACCAGGAGAUCUCUGUGCAGAUAGUGAGGACAUGCUAUACGUUACAGAACCUGUCACCAACAAAGUGAAGAAAAUCAAACUUUAUAAAUAAAUGUGUGCAGUGCAACAUAUGCUUUGGCCAGAACAUUGUUAAGUUAGAAUUAACAUUAUUUAAGAAAGUUCAUGACGUACAUAGAAGUGAAUGCCUUUGUAUUAGAGGAGAAAGAGCUGACAAGCGACAAUUACGAAUAAAGUAGAAUGUUAAUGAAUUUAAAAAAGAAAGUUAGACCACAAACGCUGCAAGAUGUGAACUCGAUGACACUUGUUGCUUGUCAAGCAAGGUAUAAAUUAAUAGCAAAACCAGGAAAUUUGACAAUGUCAUCUACAAUGCCGCGACAAAAACACAUUUCCAUAAUUUUUUUAACAGUCGCACAGUUUCAUUUACUAUAACCAGAUUUAUUGGAAAGAUAAUUCUGAUGCUUUCUUUUAUUGAUCAUGUCUUGAAAAUAUCCAAGAAUAAGAUUUGUCAAAGAGAAGCCAUCAACAUCUGUGAUACCGUACAUAAUGAAAGUCCAUGUCUUUGCAAAAUAAUAAGCAUUGGCAAUUUUAAGAGGAUUAAUGUACAUGUUUAUAACGUUUUUAGUUUGUUACAUAAGUGCAUCAUUCAAAUAUUUCUAAACGUCAAUUACCAAAUUUAAUUUACUUGUAAUAUUAAUGAAAAAAGUUAAAUUUCUGAAAUGAUAAUUGUCAUAUGUAAGAUUUUCAUACUGUUUAUGAAUGGGAAGCACUUUGACAAUGUUUCAAACAGCAUGGCACAUAUUUCAAAUGUUUUGUUUCUUGUAGCCAGGAAAAGGAAAUUAAUA
Messenger RNA from Saccostrea echinata, 3208 nucleotides. RefSeq lists its product as uncharacterized. The record is from RefSeq and is a predicted model, not a curated record. Lineage: Eukaryota; Metazoa; Mollusca; Bivalvia; Ostreida; Ostreidae. Gene Ontology annotation, molecular function: translation repressor activity; ubiquitin protein ligase activity. Bases 127 to 2457 code for a protein of 776 amino acids. The transcript has 2 exons. Gene Ontology annotation, biological process: proteasome-mediated ubiquitin-dependent protein catabolic process; protein polyubiquitination; negative regulation of translation.